This is a messenger RNA of Lichtheimia ornata, 1047 nucleotides long. RefSeq lists its product as uncharacterized. Bases 1 to 1047 code for a protein of 348 amino acids. Gene Ontology annotation, biological process: protein targeting to membrane; peptidyl-L-cysteine S-palmitoylation. NCBI's taxonomy places the organism in Eukaryota, Fungi, Mucoromycota, Mucoromycetes, Mucorales, Lichtheimiaceae. Gene Ontology annotation, molecular function: protein-cysteine S-palmitoyltransferase activity. The record is from RefSeq and is a predicted model, not a curated record. Gene Ontology annotation, cellular component: endoplasmic reticulum; Golgi apparatus. The transcript has 9 exons.
AUGGAACCACGUACAAGAAACACUGUGGUAGGAAUAAUCCUUCCUGUGUUUGUAGUAGGGCUCUUUGUCUAUCCAUGGUACAUUUACACUUUUCGGAUAUGCAACACAUUGUUCCCGGAUAACAAGGCCGAAGGAGCUAUCUUCAUCACGAUUGCAUCACUAUUUGGUGUACUCGCUUUAUUGUGUUAUGCCCGCGUUCUGAUAGCACCGUCGGGAAAAGCUGUUCAUGUUGCGGCCGCGUCUCAAGGCUCGCCGAUACCACGAUAUUGCUAUGCACCAGGAUUGCUUGAUCCCAAGACCCAAUGCCCACAAAUAUCAGCAACGGCGGCGGAAGUUGGAAAUGCACCUAACGAACGAACUGCACUCCUUCCAACACUGUGUAUCACUCGCAUGGACGGCACACCUCGUUAUUGCGACGUCUGCCAAUGCUACAAACCAGAUCGUACACACCACUGCAAAGAGUGCAAUGCAUGUAUUCUGCGGAUGGACCACCAUUGUCCAUGGAUCAGUGGCUGUGUAGGACAUAGAAAUUACAAGUUCUUUUAUCUUUUCGUGAUAUACAGCGCAAUGUAUGCAAUAUGGUCGCUCUGCAGUAGCAUCCCACUAAUCGUAAAUGCGCUAUCCAAGAAUGACGCGACUCUAGAUCCUCAGUGGAUCGUUUUGCUGGUGCUUGGCUUUGUAUUUGGAAUGACGCUGUUAGGAUUUGCAGGAGUACACACUUAUUACAUAUGCAUGAAUCAGACCACCAUCGAGCAUAUCUCACGGCGUCCCUAUGAAAUUCGAGUGGAUUUGGAUAGAACUGGGCAUAACUAUGAAAUUGUGACAACACCGCACACAGAGCGCUUGUGGAACCUGGGAACAUGCGACAAUUGGCGAUCAGUCAUGGGGAACAAUCCAUGGGGCUGGUUUGUACCGUGGUCAGGUGGUCUUGGCAAUGGAUGCGUUUUUCCAUACAAUAACGAAGUGUAUGCUCGCGUGAUUGAGCGAGCCAAACAUCAACGAGCGAUCUUGAACCCCCCAGCCCCCUCUCGUACUACUGGCGUUUAG